AUGUUUUCUGCUAUCUUCUCUCGACUACGCCUUCCAGGCGUCGCACCCACACAAGGCACCAACCAAGACGACAACGACGACGCCUCCUCGAUGAACAGAAGUCUCAACCUUCCAUGGCCUGUCACUGAAUCCUCGCUCCGAAGGGGACCGUCGUCGGCAUCCGCUCAGGGUGUCACUAUCAGCAAUCCCAUUCCACGGGCGACACCGAUCUCGCUGACUGGAUUUGGUUAUGACGAACAUGCUACUGCUCCGCCCGUUUACGCCAGCAAUGGUAACGCCCGACAGACCCAAGGAGGACCUUCGAUGACCAACGUUGUAUCACCGCCGGGCGCAUGGUAUGAGCCGCCAGAAAAACCCAGAGUGCGACGCUUGUAUCCACCGCCGGAGGUUGAUGUGUCUGCUCCAGUACAGACGCAGGGGCAGGCUGCGGCACUUGCUCCACCUGCAGUCGUGCGUUUGGACAGCGAAACGUUUGCUGCAGCUUCCGCGGACAAUAGAGAGGAUCAGGACGAAGAAGAAGCACAUCCUCCCACAUACGCGUAUACGUAUACGUCGCAUCCGCCGAGCGCGUCCGCAUACGCAGUGCCAUAUCCAGACUCGAGGCCAUAUCCAAGCCCUGUAUACACAAACCCCGCUGCUGCCAGCUCUUCCCAUUCCCCACAGCGAAGUCACGAUAGCUGGAAUGAGCCAACUCCCAGGGCGAAUCCAGCACGACUACCACACCACAGCAGCCCAGACCUCGAUCGGCAGGUGGACGACAGAGAGCUGUAUACAUCCCCCUUCGAAUCAGACUUCGAACAGACUGGAUUUCCUAUGCCGCCGAAAUCGACCACGAGUUCGUCGGCCCCUGAAAAUGGCAACGGGGGCGCAAGUGGUGGAUCGAUGACCAAGUCCCGCUGGGGGUUGAAGCUACAGCUACAACAAUCCCAGAUGGCGCCGGCCAGCAUGCCUUCGCUGCCUGUCAGUGGCAACCACAGUCAGCAACAGGCCACGCGGCACACGCACCCUACGCAUGUACAGAGGCACACCGGCGUCCAGACAUUCGAGCCCAACGAAGGCGUAGGGACUGAUGUGUACAAGAGCGCGUACAACUAUCCACUCGCAAAGCAACUGUCGCCGAUUGUGGAGCAGGAUUAUAUUUCACCGACGCGUUCUGACUCGGAGUCGCGCUCCGUUAUUGGAUUGGGGAAGAGCGUUGGGACGGGUGCUGGCAGCAAGCAGAACAGUGCUCGGGCCAGUCCGGGGGUGGAAAGCAUUGUGGGUUCAUUGGCCAGGGGGAAAUCGAGGCAUGGGGUAGGAGAGGAAAUGGAGGAUGAUAGAGCAUCGCUGAGGACGAGAACCGGAUCGGCGAAUUCGAUUCGCACUGUCAGUGGGAAUGUGGGAGGCAAUACGACGAGCUUGAGCCGAUCUGGGUCUUUGACAUUGUCUGCGGAUGCCUCAGCGAUUCAGAAAGGUGUCCAUGCUGCAACCUUGAGUAGAGGUGGGAAUGGAAGUGUCGGGUCCGGUAAAGAGAAGUUGGAGAUUGCUCGUCCUUCACCUAUCCAUCCUUCGCCAUUCAUAAAUCGUCAUCUGAACCGUACGGUUUCCCAAACCUCGUCCAAAUCCGACUGUCAAGCCCCUCCAUCGCAGACACCGUCACAGUCCCAAACACAUACCCCUGUGUCCAGUCAGCCCCCCACACCUGGCAUCACAGCACGGGUGCCAAUUGCCCUACUCUCAACUACAUCACCGAGUCCUCGUGCAACUGCCUGUCCCACCACAAAUGCUACCGCGAACAACAAUGGGGGCAUCACCGUUCAGACGCCUACAUCGGCUGGUACGACGGGAUCGACGACCACAGCGACGAUGUUCACCCCGACGUCGACGUUGCAAACGCCCACAAGUGCGACAGUUAUUCAGCACCCUCCUGGAGCGAUUGUGGCGUCGACGGCACCUACGGCCACUGGACCGUCGGAAGGAGUGAUGCCUUUGCCCAAGAUCCCUGCGGUGUCCCCGAUUGAAUUGCGGUAUUCUAUGUUCGGCUCUGUAAGCCCUCGGGCGGAUAGAUCUUCAAGGAUGGCCAGGACCUCGAUAGCUGGGAGCACUUUGAAAGGUGGUGUGGAUAGGAUGCCUGUGAUCGCGGGCAGCGUGGAGGGAUAUUAUGAGGAUGAAGAUGAGGAAGAGGAAGACGCAGAGGAGGGCGAGGAGGGCGAGGAGGAUUAUGAGGAGGAAGAGUAUGACAGGGAAUCCCUACACGCGGAGAGUUUCGUUACGGCCGGGACCAACGAUGAAAACGUCCUCGAAGAUGAUAAAGGGAUCAACGACCCCAAUGGAGGCGUAGAGCUUGCUACGCUCGGGAAGUACAGUCAUACAGUGCGACCGGCAUCACCUGGGGGAUCAUCUAGUGUCGAAAGACUGCCGCCUGGAGCACGACGAGAUUCUGAACGACCUUCGCGAGGACCUUCGCGCUCCGCGUCACGAACGGGCGCACAGAUAGCGCAAGCAGAUGGGCGUGCCACCCCGGGGUCUGGUGGGGGCGAGUCGUUUAUCGAUCGUCGGUGGGAGAGGGAUGCUGGCUUCGGUCUCUCCUCCUCACCAACGACCUUCCGGGUCCGGGCAAGGUAUAUUCCGUCUCGUUGGCCAUUUCGCUCUUUGUCCUCCGGUUCCUCUUUCACAGCAGCAUUCUGGGCCUUCUGGUUGGGAUUCUUGUGUCCGAUGUUAUGGUUGGUCGGAGGAUGGCACUUCACGAACGCGGGUGAGAUGCCCCCGAAGUACACCGUCUGGGAGUGGUAUUUCUGGAAGAGGAGAUGGAGCGUCAGGGUGUGGUGCAGAACUAUUGGUUCUCGGCUGAAGGGGGCGGUGGGCCUGUGCACAAGGCGCAGACAGGGUAAGAAGGAUGUUCGAGAGAGUGAGGACAGUGGAGUAACAUUCGCCGAGCCGCAGCAAGAGCCACCACAGAGGAGAAAUAAAGGGAAAAGACGGAGCGACUCACAUUCAAAGCUUCGAGAUGCGAAGGUAUAUCCCUCCCUCCCUCGUUGGGUCGCCGAGAGGCAGUCCACGGACGACGGACGCAUGAAACUCAAUGAUCCAAAACGAACAUUAAGGGGCAUAUCCUUUGGCUAUCCAUUCAUCCCCAGAACACAGAUGUCCCAAGGAUCAUUGCCCGACCAAUCCUCCUCUUUGUUUUACCGGUUACUGAGAGCCGUGUUCGAAUUGCUGGGAAAGCCCAACAGGAUUCUAGAUCAACUUUAUGGCGUGAAGCUGAAGGAAGUACGUGGAAGGCCGGAGAGCGGACGGCGUAUGUUCGAUCCAUGGAUUCAGCGGUGCAGGUAUGCGUUUUGUUGGGCGUUGCUCUUGAUAGCAAUUGGACUGUGUGUAGCAUCGGUGUUCUUGAUCAUUGUGAACACCAAGAGGCUGGCAGCUGCGUAG
This is a messenger RNA of Cyclocybe aegerita, 3408 nucleotides long. NCBI's taxonomy places the organism in Eukaryota, Fungi, Basidiomycota, Agaricomycetes, Agaricales, Hemipholiotaceae. The record is from the annotation of a GenBank genome assembly.